AUGCCUGCUGCUUCCCCCACCAUAGCUUAUUUAUCACCUCAAAUUUCCACCCUCGACUCUACAAAUACUACCUCCACUGACAUCGCCUCUCUUUUGGCUACUUCACACAAGUCUUCUUCUCUUCAAGUCCCUCCAAGUCUCCUCGACCACAUCCCCUUCUCCCCACCUCCUCUCCAAUCAAUUCCACCAUCCCGAAACCAGCCCACUUCCGACGCUACUACUGACAAGGAUGAAAUUAUAGCUACUGCCCAAAGGAUCCUCCGUGCUAGAGAUGGAUCAGAUCCAUCUGACCAGCAACACACUCGCCAUCUCGGUCAGCACUGCCAUCGAGCAAGUCAAAACCUAAAUCGCUGCCAUCUUCGGGCAGUAGUGCAUCUACACUUCGUCCCGGCCGGGGAAGCCGACUAUAGGCCUCUUAUGGGGGUUCUUUUUGAAACUCACAUCAAGAAAGAAUCGGGUUCUACGUUUAUCAAUCGUCUUCUUCCAAAUUGGCGUUCAGAAGAUAACUUCAUUGCCAAUGAAUCUGUUGUAACUUACCACAAAUCUGAUCGGAUGAUCGUGUGUGGUGUUUUUGUUCCUCAAUUGCAACACUACUUCACUGUUUCAUUUAUCUACGCUUUCAAUUGUCACAUUAAAUGCAGGUUACUUUGGCAAGAGCUUGCUGAUCUUAGAGACUCUUCCCCCACCUCUUCCCGUCCAUGGAUCCUUGUUGGAGACUUUAACCAAAUCCUUAGUCAACACGAGCACUCGUCAAUUCCCCAAACUCUCGCCCCUACUAACGGCAUGCAGGAGAUGCGAAGUUGUUUUGAAUACCUUGAUAUUCAAGAUAUUAGUGCUCGAGGUGCUCUUUACACUUGGAAAAACAACUGCCAUGAAAACCCUACCCUUCGAAAGCUCGAUAAAGUCAUGAUAAAUGAGGCUUGGAGUACAUACUUCCCUUCUUCCGUUGCUUUCUUCGACCCGCCUGGCUCCUCUGACCACUCUCCAUGUGUCAUCAACCUUGGCUUCGAUGUUCCUUCAACAAAGAAGCCUUUCAAAUUCUACCGACACGUAAUGACUCACCCUGAUUACUUAUUACUGCUUGAUGAGGCUUGGUCAAUGCUAGGGCUCUUUGGAACGGCUCAAUUCAUCUUAUCAAAGAAGAUGGUUUCCGCAAAGAAUUGUCUCAAGCUCCUGAACCGAAGACAUUACAGCAACAUUCAGCAACGAGUAAAAGCUUCUUUCUCUUCCUUGCAAGCUAUACAAGCGCAACUACUCCUUACCCCCUCUCAACAUCUUAUUGAUCAAGAGUCUGAAGCUAGAAGGACAUAUGCAAUUUACUCAAAUGCCGAGGAACAGUUCUUCCACCAAAGGUCUCGCAUCCAAUGGCUCUCCGAAGAGAUGGAAAUGAUAGGAAAAUCACUGACCCGUCACAGUACAAGCAGCUGGUUGUUUAAUACUUCGAAGACUUAUUGGGAACAGCAAACCCGCUCAUCAAUCCGGCUACAGUGGAAACCAUUGGCUCUCUCCAUCCUUUUUGAUACCCUUGAUGAAUUCCACGUCAUCUCCGGCCUAGCUCUAAACAAACACAAGACCAGUCUCUUCCUUAGCGGGAAUGACCAUCAGCGUACAACUGCAAUUGCUGCCAAUCAUGGUCUUUCUCCGGAUUUUCUCCCGGUUCGUUAUCUCGGACUACCUCUGCAUUCGACAAAGCUGGAUAAGGAUGACUUUCAAAUGCUUUAUGAUCGAAUCUCAAGGAAGUUAUCUGCGUGGUCAAACAAGUUCCUCUCUUAUGCAGGGCGUCUCCAGCUGAUAAAAUAUGUCAUUUAUGGUCACCUAAACUUUUGGUUCACUGCAUUUCCUUUCCCUAAAGCCUUCUUGGUCAAGUUAGAGGCUCUGAUUAGCUCAUUUUUAUGGCAUGGAAAACCGGGUACAGCUCAUGGAGCAAAAGUGUCUUGGGAUGCAGUCAGCAAACCCAUUAAACAUGGUGGACUUCGGCUAAGGAAGCUCUCUACUUGGAAUGAAAUCUUUGGACUAAAGCUUAUCUGGUUGAUCUUCACCAAAAGUGGUUCGCUUUGGUAUACGGGUCCCUCUGGUCCUCUACUACUAGGUAUUCCCUCUGAUUCUAGGGUGGCGCAUGCUGCAUUUGAUGAAGAAUGGUGCUUUGUUUCCUCUCGAGCCUCUCGUCGUAGGAACCUAAGGAACGCGAUCAGUUUACUAUCACCUCUAACUAAUACUGCUACGGAGGACACUUUCUUUUGGUCCACAAACUACGACCAACCCCUUCUUUUCACCACCACCUACACUUGGUUAGCUCUGAAUGAUUUUGGUCCCAUGGUUUCUUGGCAUUCUUCGGUUUGGUUCACCGGAAACAUUCUGAAACAUGCGUUCAUUACUUGGCUUUUCGUGCUGAAUCGCUUAACCACACGAGAUCGUCUUCAUAAUUGGGGAGUAACAACUGACUGUUCUUGUCUACUUUGCUCUGCUUCCAUUGAAACAUGUUCUCAUCUAUUUUUCUCAUGUUCUUUCAGCCAAGAUAUAUGGUCUGUUUUCUCACCAUCGUACCAUCUUUUCCCUCUGGCUUUCGACUCGAUCAUGCACUGGAUCCCUUCACUUCCUCGCCGUAUCUCCAAAACUGUUAAGCUCACUUUCCAAGCGUGCGUUUACGCUAUAUGGCGCGAGCGUAACAGUCGUCUCUUUGGAUCUUCAAGCCGAACAUCAUCCUCUAUUGUUGCUGAAGUCUCCAGGACAAUAAGAAACCCACUGUAUAUCAUGGACCAGCCUAAUGUGAGAUCAAGAUUGCCACAAACCGAAGACUCCAACAUGGUUCUCUGGUUCCGCCACUUUCAUCCAUCAAAUUUAACCUUUCAACCUUCUUCUCCACGAUCCACCCUCCUUCUCUAUCUCCUUUUCUAG
Arabis nemorensis is the source of this 2895-nucleotide messenger RNA. NCBI's taxonomy places the organism in Eukaryota, Viridiplantae, Streptophyta, Magnoliopsida, Brassicales, Brassicaceae. The record is from the annotation of a GenBank genome assembly.